AUGAUAAAAGGCAAGAAGAAAGAUGUCAAGAAGAAAGAUUCCAAGAAAGAUGGUAAGAAGGCAGCUAGUGAGAAGUCAGAAGGAUCUCUAGGUGCUACAGUUGAGAGUAGCUUAACAACACUGCCAGAUGUGCAGAAUGAGUCAGUGAGUGAAGAAACUCAGGCAAUUCCAGAGACACCAGAUAAAGAGCCAAGGGUAGAGGAGCCACCAGUCCAGCCUGUUCCCCCGAUCCACGAGGAGCCUGUUCUUGCUCAAGUGAUCAUAAAAAGCUAUGAAGGUGAACAAGUUGAUGAAUUCUUUGAGGGCGAAGGAUUUAUAUGUUUUGAGGGAGGAAAUACAUACAAGGGUCUGUUUUCUGAAGGGCGUAUGGAUGGAGAAGGGACUUACACAUGGGCUGAUGGAGUAAAGUAUGAGGGAACAUUUACUAAGAAUGUGCCAAUGCAUAAGGGCCGUUAUACCUGGAAUGAUGGCAGUGUUUAUGAAGGAUCAAUCCAAGAUGGACUUAGGCAUGGAUAUGGAGUUUUCAGGAGUGGUACUCAUCCAAUUUCUUACACUGGUUAUUGGUGCAAUGGCAAAAGACAUGGAAAGGGUUUUGUUUAUUAUGAUCAGGAACAGACUUCCUGGUAUUCCGGUGAUUGGGUAAAUAAUGUCAGAGAAGGAUGGGGAUUAAGACGCUACAGAUCUGGAAAUACCUAUGAAGGUCAGUGGAAGAAAAAUCUACGACAUGGACAUGGAAAAAUGAGAUGGCUGACAGAUAAUCAAGAGUAUGCAGGACAGUGGGAGUGUGGCAUGCAGCAUGGUUCUGGCACUCACAGAUGGUUUUCGAAUAGAGUAGCAAUGUCUCAGUAUUCUCUGUGGAAUGAAUACGUGGGUGAUUUUGUGAAAGGGGAGCGCCAUGGACAUGGGACGUUUAUUUAUGCUGACGGAUCAAUGUACUGUGGAGAAUGGGUGCAUAAUAAGAGGCAAGGCAAGGGCAUCUUUGUCUUCAAGAAUGGUCAUGCUUUUCAAGGAGAGUUUGUAAAUGAUCUUCCAGUGAAAUGUCCUAUUCGUCGAGGGUCUGCUGUUAAAGACAAAAAGCUGAGAGCCACUAGCACAAGAAGGCAUUCUGGUACAAAAUUAAAAAACACCAUAACCCUUAAUUACUUGGAAGAGAUUUCUGUUCUGGGAUCAGAUACUGAUUUUGAUUUAUCUUUGCUGCUUGACUUCUUGCCAAGGGAAGACAGAGAGGAAGAAGUAAAACAAGUACAGUUGGCUCUGUUGAGGUAUAUUUCAGAACUGAGAGAAAUCUACUACUUCUACAGUAGAUUAGGCUGCAGUCCUUCUCCUGAUGGCACGUAUGUCAUGACUAAACUGCAGUUUUGGAGGUUUCUGAAGGACUGCGAAUUUCAUCUCUCCAAAACUCUUGCUGAAAUGGAUCGGCUGCUGAGAGGUGAUAAACCACUUAAGGAUAUACAUCAUCCACUGGAGAUAUUGCUAUUCAGAACAUUUGUAUCCAACCUCGUUCACCUGGCAUUUCAUAUCUAUCAUGAAGAGUUCAAAGACAAAGUUCCUCAUCUGCAGAGGUGUUUCUUAGAAAUUAUGUCCAGGAAUGUUCUGCCCUUUGCCUGUUGUGUCCAAGGUAUCUUAUAUUCUGGUGAAGAAUUCACAUCUUUUGUCAGGAGCUACAUUGAAAAAUGCUGGGAAAUACACGGAGAUUUUUGUAGACCAUGUCCCAGACCUCCAUUUGAACCCACGAUGAAGCUGAGGCAAUUCCUCUGGAUGUUGGAUGAUUUUAAACUUCUCAGUGAACAAUUAACUGCUGCAAGAGUUCUGGGAAUAUUUGUCAAAAUUGGUGCCUCUCUACCUGACAUCUAUGGUGACAACUUGGAGCUGGAGAUGGUUUUUUUGGAAUUUUUUGAAGCUCUUCUUGAAUGUGCACUGGUGUAUGUUACGAAGGAUAUGAUCCUGAAGAAAGAAGCUCAAGAUAAUCAGAAAAGAAGCAGCUUUGAAAUCAGGUUCUCUGAGGAAACCUCAGCUGUGUCUUUCACAGAACAUUCUCUGCCCCAGCCACCAAGACCUCAUGACGACACAGAGCCUGCUCAUCACCCUUCUCUACUGGAAACUCUUCUCUCAUUUUCUGUAACUCCUGGAGAAAGCAAAGAUGAUGUGUCAUUGCCCAACGAGGAUGUAAAAGAAGAACAAGAUUCCUGUCCAGAAAACGAAUUGACAGAUGAAGCACAAGAAGAUGAACAAAAGGAGCUAUUUAGUUUCUGGAUAUGUAAAGUGGAAACCUUUUUCACAACAAAGUUCUUCCCUGCUUUUGAGCAUGAAAUAGUGCUGAGGGAUAAAAGAAAAGAAAUGAAAAAGCAGGAUGCUGAAUUAGCUGGGCUGAGAAAGACCCAGGCUGAGGAGCUGAAAAGACUUAUUGCUGAAAUAGAAGUACAAGAGAAGGCAAAAAGGCAAGAAGCAGCUGAAGCACAAACAGCACUUGCCUUGUAGAGUGCAGUGUUAAGAAAGGAGUGUCAAGCCCAGGAGAGGAGCCUUGUCAAAGAAAGAUGCAUCCUGGAGAGAGUCCUCUCUUGGAGAGGUCUCUAGCUGAAGAAAGAGGCCCCCAGGAGAGAACCCUCACCAAAGAAAAGAGGCCCAGAAGUCAGCACAGAGCCUGAGAAUGAAGAGACAGAGAAGGCAGCACCCACAAGUAGCAAGGCACCUGCUGACGAAAAAAAAAAAAAUCCUCUGCUGGCAACUGCUGAAGCUUCAACCAAGUACUCUUAAAAUAAGGGAAAAAAAAGAAACCCCAAACCAAAACAAACCCAGAAGACCCAUUCUUGUAGGAAGCUGUAGGAAUGGUCAACUGUACACACAAGAAUUGCUGAUUUCAGAGGGAACAGUCUUCUACUGGGCUUUGGGUAAAC
Sturnus vulgaris (Common starling) is the source of this 2894-nucleotide messenger RNA. RefSeq names its product radial spoke head 10 homolog B-like. NCBI's taxonomy places the organism in Eukaryota, Metazoa, Chordata, Aves, Passeriformes, Sturnidae. The record is from RefSeq and is a predicted model, not a curated record.